CGACAAUUUCAGCAAGAUGUGCUGCUGAAAACAAUGUCAAUGCGGAUUCGGAGCCACAGCAUAAUCGGACUUUCAGUAAUCACAAUGGUAAUCCUGGCGAGCGUUGGUCCAGCAACUGGACGAAUUGGAAAGCAUGCGGCUUACAGGUCCUCCGAUUCCAAUGACGACUGGGUGAGGCGCCACUUCAGCAGCGAGAGAAGGGAUGAGUUCGAUUGGCGGGACCUGAAACCCAAGGUCACGCGAUAUAUCAGCGAUCCGGAAACUCUUUUCCAGCGACUGGACCACUUGGAGGAAAUGGGGAUCGAGAAGGAAAAGCCUAAGAGAGUUUCGAAUCCUGAAAACCAACUGCAACUGAAAACUGAUUCCCAGUUGCUCAGAGAUAGCAUCUCCCAGUUGCCCAGCGAAAUUAGUUCGUAUGGCCAGGAGAUGCGUAACGAGGACCCCUUUGAUGCUCUGGCUCGAGAGCGUUUCAAGGAGCAGCCCUUCGAGCACCUAAAGGAAGCCAAUCGGGAGGUGAAGCGGAUGAUGAGCAUUCACAGGUUGAGGGAUCCCGGUGGAAGGCCAGCUGUUGCCACGGCCAAUCUGCUGGCCAAGGUGGUUAGCUCGAAGGCCGAUAAGUCCAAGGUGUCCCUUAAGUCCCAGUCGUGUACGGCCACCACUAACCGUCCGUCGACCACCAAAGCUCGCACCACCACCACUCGCCGGACGACCAAGAGCACCACCACGGCGCGUCCUCCCACCACCUUCUGCCUGCCGGAUCCCGAUCGAUUAGAAGAUCACCCUUCCACUCCUGCUCCACCCCCAUAUCAACCUCCUGUCCCGCCCACUCCGAAAACGGGGAAGAUAAAAAUGAAACCCUGCAAUACUCCUAAGAAAUCGAAAAACCCAAAAACUAAAGCUGUCAAACAGCUGUUGGACAUUAUUUCGGACUCCAAGCAGCAUGCUCUUUCUGUACUGAAGAAUCUUAACUACCUGGAGAUGGAGUUGCUCAGUAAGUCUUCGGACGAGUGUCCUCUGCAGGACUCUGAAGAGGAUGUGGAGUUCCGGGUCAAAGAACAACCAGCUGCGAAAAAGACGCCUCAGCGAUUGGAGAAACCGCUGAAGACAAACCCAAGGGUCUUCUUUGGAAUACGACCUGCGAGCAAGAAGGAGAGUCUCUACGACUUGGCAUUGGCCAAGGAGGAGGAGCUGAAACUGGCGGAUCGCGUGUUGGAGGAGCACCAGCAGCUGAUGAAGGUCAAACGGCCAGUGAAGCCGAAGAGGUACGAGGCUGCUCCUCCGCAAGCAGCUCGAAUGGAACCUUUUCAGGAGCCUCCAAAGCCCCGGGACUCCUUCGAACCCUUGCAAGCAUAUACCAUCCAGCCAGAGAAUCCCGCCGAAGACACAGGCAUCAAUCUUCAAGCAGUGAGUGUGGUUGUGAGGCCCCCUUCUCAACUUCCCAGAAAAAAUUUGGCAAAACCUGCAUCGCCUUGGAUUUCACCGUAUUCGGAAUUAAAAGCUUUUAAAAAGGACGAACUGAAGUCUAGCAAAAGAAUCCACAAAAGAAGAAGGAAAAAACACAAGUCUUACUCCCAGGAAAAUAUUCCAGAUGUUGCUGGUGUCUUCAAAGUUUGUCAGCGUUUUAUUUAAGUAAUAUACUGAAGCAAAAAUAUAUUUUGGAAAAAAACACAUUCA
Molecule: messenger RNA, 1674 nt
Organism: Drosophila ficusphila
Lineage: Eukaryota; Metazoa; Arthropoda; Insecta; Diptera; Drosophilidae
Product: proteoglycan 4
Exons: 1
Biological process (GO): G protein-coupled receptor signaling pathway
Source: RefSeq, a predicted model, not a curated record